AUGGAUGACGAAAUGAUUGAGGUUUUGACUACUAGCGUAGAGGACUAUUGGAAGAACAACGUUUUGUACAGUCCUGUCACCGGCCUCGAGAGUUGUGAUCAACACUACAGAACCAAGUUUCCCUUCUCAAAUCCUGAGAAGAAUCCAAAUAGAGAACGCCUCACAGGAAAUAAUCGAUCUUUUACAACCGCUACAAUGCUCAUCAAGGUCCGAACUCUAACUGGCAAGGAAAUCGAGCUUGAUGUUGAAUCUGACAACAAGAUCGAGAGAGUCAAGGAAAAGGUCGAAGAGAAAGAAGGUAUUCCACCCGUUCAACAACGUUUAAUCUAUGGUGGUAAACAAAUGGCAGACGACAAGCUAGUAAAAGAUUAUGAACUCGAACCAGGAGCUACAUUGCAUUUAGUACUAGCACUUCGCGGAGGUUCCCUUUAA
Messenger RNA from Sclerotinia sclerotiorum 1980 UF-70, 432 nucleotides. RefSeq lists its product as hypothetical. The record is from RefSeq and is a predicted model, not a curated record. The transcript is spliced from 5 exons. The coding region runs from base 1 to 432 and encodes 143 amino acids. Gene Ontology annotation, biological process: modification-dependent protein catabolic process; regulation of proteolysis; protein neddylation. Gene Ontology annotation, cellular component: cytoplasm; nucleus. Gene Ontology annotation, molecular function: ubiquitin protein ligase binding; protein tag activity. Lineage: Eukaryota; Fungi; Ascomycota; Leotiomycetes; Helotiales; Sclerotiniaceae.